GUCGCAGCCAUGGCCUCGUCCCAAUUGCGAGCGGUUCAAGCGCUUACGCGCGGCGUGCGCGCAUCGAGCCGAACAUUCACGACUUCAGCCCGCCGACUCGAGGCUCAAGCUCCCGCGCCCGUUACCGGCACAAGCGACACGGCCGCUGUCCUCGAGAGCGACUCAAAAGCCAUCACCCAGGCCCCCAACCGAGCCGCCAUCUGGUCCCGAAGCCAGAAGCCACGAGCACUGGCUAUGACUGGCCCCCGCUUCGAGCAGACCGACUUCAGCCUCCAGCCCCAACCGUACGCUGCGAUUGAAUUGGUGCACCAGGUGCCUGUCAAAUGGACUCACGACAAGAUUGUUUCAUGCGACGGCGGCGGCGGCCCUGCUGGUCACCCCAGAAUCUUUAUCAACACCGACAAGCCCGAAAUUGCCACUUGCAACUACUGCGGAAACCCCUUUGCUAAUGAGCACCACCGAAAACACCUCGAGUCUCUGCCCGAGACUUCCUACCCUUUGAAAUAGACGCACUGCAGCGGGAAGAUGGGUUAUUGAGUUGAUGGGGAUAGACAGGCCAUGGGUCGACUCGCGGGAUAUUUUGUAUUAGUCAUGAAGAGCCUCAAUGAAGAAAAAUAAGAACUAUAUUGUACAU
Trichoderma reesei QM6a is the source of this 634-nucleotide messenger RNA. RefSeq lists its product as uncharacterized. The transcript is spliced from 3 exons. The record is from RefSeq and is a predicted model, not a curated record. Lineage: Eukaryota; Fungi; Ascomycota; Sordariomycetes; Hypocreales; Hypocreaceae. Bases 10 to 507 code for a protein of 165 amino acids. Gene Ontology annotation, biological process: mitochondrial electron transport, NADH to ubiquinone.